GUCCGCUGUUCGUCAUCGUGUCGGUCUCUCUCACAUCCGCUCGGCGCUUUGAACAGCAAAAAAUAUCGUCGCCGUAGUUGUCGUCGGGGCGCCGUUCUACUCGCAGUGCUGCAAUAUUUCUAGACAAAAGGGACUGUAAUUCGGAGAAAAGCUGAGCAGAAAAAUAGCCAGAACACAGAAAAGUAUAAAGCCUACCGCAGCUUUUGUGUUUCGUUUGGUUUUUCUAUAGCCUUUUUCAAUAAUUUACAACAAUCUUCUCGUUUCGUGCAAAUCGACAAAGAACAAAAAUUAAUCGACAAGCAAAGAAACGUACAACAACUAAUACACACUCACCAACACACACACAAAACACACACAAGAAAAUCAAAUUUCAAUCAGAAAAUGGCGUUAAAAAGAAUCAAUAAGGAACUGCAAGAUCUGGGCAGAGAUCCACCUGCACAAUGUUCAGCUGGACCAGUUGGAGAUGAUUUAUUUCACUGGCAAGCUACAAUAAUGGGCCCGCCGGACAGCCCUUACCAAGGAGGUGUAUUUUUCUUAACUAUACAUUUUCCAACAGACUAUCCUUUCAAGCCACCAAAAGUGGCCUUUACAACACGCAUAUACCAUCCAAACAUUAACAGCAAUGGAUCGAUUUGCCUCGAUAUAUUAAGAUCUCAGUGGUCGCCAGCAUUAACUAUUUCAAAAGUCUUAUUAUCAAUUUGCUCUCUACUCUGUGAUCCCAAUCCAGAUGAUCCGCUUGUUCCAGAGAUUGCCAGAAUAUAUAAAACUGAUCGGGAAAAAUACAAUGAGCUGGCACGGGAGUGGACUAGGAAGUAUGCUAUGUGAUGCGUUCCAGAUUGCAGCAACAACAGUCCAACAAUAACAACAACAAAA
Messenger RNA from Drosophila innubila, 873 nucleotides. It is a transcript of the gene eff, whose product is annotated as ubiquitin-conjugating enzyme E2-17 kDa. Gene Ontology annotation, molecular function: ubiquitin conjugating enzyme activity. The transcript has 5 exons. Gene Ontology annotation, cellular component: nucleus. Gene Ontology annotation, biological process: protein polyubiquitination; ubiquitin-dependent protein catabolic process. Lineage: Eukaryota; Metazoa; Arthropoda; Insecta; Diptera; Drosophilidae. The record is from RefSeq and is a predicted model, not a curated record. The coding region runs from base 382 to 825 and encodes 147 amino acids.